AAAUAUGGAGGCGACAGAAAACGAAACAGGACAUCGCAAAUUUUACAGCAGUGGACAACCUUUCCGUUCGAAAAAGUGUAAUUUUGACAGAUUUAUACCUUAUCGUCCGAAUUUAGAUAUCAACAAGUCACAUACAAAAUUACUGUCUCCAGUGAAACUUUCUCAGAAAGAACCCGGACAAUACAAGGAUAAACAAAAAGUGUUUUAUAACAAAUUAUUAUCUGGUGCAUUCGAUUCCGAGGAACCUAGAAUUCUACCAACGAUCCAAAGAAAUGAUUCAGGAUAUUCAAGUAAUGUUGUCUAUAUGUUCCAUCUUAUUCUAGGUCCAACUACACCACUACACUCACCAUUUUUUGAUUCUACAAUGGACAAAGUAUUUGGUUCCCCUGAAUGUAAAGAAGAUAGAAGAAGGGUUGUUACAUCUCCAUCCUGUAUCAUGGAUAUGCCUUGUUUAAGGAACGAUUUUUAUACAAACGUGUUAGACUGGGGUUCUACAAACCAGAUAGCAGUAGCGUUACAACAUAUAACGUACAUAUGGAACGCUGAUACUAAACGGUGUAUACAGAUAGAAGUCAAGUCUGGAGACGUAGACAAUUAUUACGUGUCUUCUUUGUCCUGGAAUCCAGGUGGUAAAUUUGUAGGGAUUGCUGAUAAUAGCGGAGAAGUCAUGAUAUGUGACCCGGAACAAGCUAAAAUAAUACAACAAACACCCCUCAAAUAUAACGCACCUAUUGGGGUCAUGCGGUGGACACACCAUGGUAUAUUCUGCGGCAACAGAAACGGAUCAAUUGUAUUACUGGACCCUCGAACCCCCAAUAUGGUGGUGGCUGAAUUUCUUGGACAUAAAAGAGAGGUCUGUGGAUUAGAAAUAGCAGACGGUACAAAUUACAUGGCUAGUGGAGGCGAUGAGGGAAUAGUUUAUAUUUGGGAAUUAAGAACAAUUAAAUGUUACAGGGAAAUCAAUGCUCAUUCUGCAUGUUCAAAGGCUUUAUCUUGGUGUCCAUGGAGAAAAAGCGUCAUAGCUACGGGUGGUGGAUCGAGUGAUGGGUAUAUCAAAUUGUGGCAUGUACAUACGGGAGAAAAAAUGGCGGAAAUAUACACAAAAUCACAGAUUUGCAGUCUGUUGUGGUCAGAAAAUUAUAGGGAGUUAGCAUCAGGACAUGGUUCAAUGAAAGCCGAUGAUAAUGAUAUAAUUCUGUGGAGAAUGAACCGGUUUGAGUUUUCUCCCUUGGCAAGAUUGAGUCAACACUUAGGAAGACCCCUUCAUAUGUCACUUAGUCCUGACAAAACCACAGUCGCUUCCGCUGGAGCUGACGAGGCAUUGUGUUUAUGGCAGUGUUUUCCGGUACAAAGACGGAAUAGAAGGGAUGGGAGAGACUCGUCACCAUUGACAUUAGGAAGAAGUAUUAGAUGAACACUGUAUGGAUAUAAAGGGAAGUAAAACAACCUUGGGGAGCCGUAAAGACGAAAUGGAAGAAUGGAAAUGUUGACAAGAAAUUGUACCUAUCAUCUUUUAUAAGUCCUUAGACGAAUUAUUUCCCCUUUCUUUGUUUUGCUGGAAAACAUUUGUCUCGAGAAAUUUACGACCGUUUUCCAUUUCGAGUUAA
Mytilus californianus (California mussel) is the source of this 1607-nucleotide messenger RNA. RefSeq lists its product as uncharacterized. Gene Ontology annotation, cellular component: anaphase-promoting complex. Lineage: Eukaryota; Metazoa; Mollusca; Bivalvia; Mytilida; Mytilidae. Gene Ontology annotation, molecular function: anaphase-promoting complex binding; protein binding; ubiquitin ligase activator activity. Gene Ontology annotation, biological process: positive regulation of ubiquitin protein ligase activity; anaphase-promoting complex-dependent catabolic process; positive regulation of anaphase-promoting complex-dependent catabolic process. The record is from RefSeq and is a predicted model, not a curated record. The transcript is spliced from 8 exons. Bases 5 to 1414 code for a protein of 469 amino acids.